AUGACACGGUCGCGUUCGUUGGGUGUAUUGCGAUCAACCAGGGGAAGUCUUCAGCUCUUCAGCUUCGGCCCAAACAUCGCCCAGGUCAAGGCUUCGGAAAGCUCGAUAUCCGAAGAGAGGAACAAACCAGGUGCGAUGACAAGGGAGACAGAAACUGAAAAUUUAGACUCUGCCGAUCGCGGCUUGACGGCAGAUGUGGUGUUUCAGGGCGUCGCCUUCGAGCAUUUCGGCUCCAUGACGCCCACCUUUGUCCACUCGAAUCUGACAAUUGCAAGUGGGUCAUUUGUAGCCUCUGCGGAUGCUUCCCGCGGCGGCAAGUCCACAACUAUUUCGUUGCUGGAACCAUUCGACAAGCCAUUCGAGGGGACCAUCCUCUUCGGGGGACGCAAAAACGCCGUAUCAAAGUGGCAUAUAACCGCCGAGUCCCGCCUUUGA
Molecule: messenger RNA, 435 nt
Organism: Aspergillus vadensis CBS 113365
Lineage: Eukaryota; Fungi; Ascomycota; Eurotiomycetes; Eurotiales; Aspergillaceae
Exons: 1
Coding region: 1-435 (144 amino acids)
Cellular component (GO): membrane
Molecular function (GO): ATP binding
Source: RefSeq, a predicted model, not a curated record